Molecule: messenger RNA, 744 nt
Organism: Prunus armeniaca (apricot)
Lineage: Eukaryota; Viridiplantae; Streptophyta; Magnoliopsida; Rosales; Rosaceae
Source: the annotation of a GenBank genome assembly
AUGGAAACCGCACACUGCUCUGAGCAACAGUUACCUUCCGGAGCUGAUGACAUACGACUCGAUAGUUGCCUUCGAUACUCUAUUGCUCCUGGGAAGAAAGUUGUAGAGGCUGCUGAUCUUGGUGCCGAUAAGCGCUCAAGGGUCUUUGACAAGGAGUUUCUAUUUGGGAUGUUGUCAAAUUAUUUGAGAUGGGCCCUUCAUAUCCACAGCUUUGCUCCCAAAUUACCCUUCAGACUCUGCCCCUCAUCUUGCUUCUCAGCAUAUGUUUCUUCUUCUUCUUCUUCAAUCGCAUUUUCCCAGUUCAGUCAAUCACCUGCCAAUGUUCAUGAAUUCUUGUCACUCUUACAACAAUUUUCAGAAAGACUGAUCUGGGUCAAGGCCAUCCAUUCCCAGAUUAUCACUAGUUCUAUAUUCAAAAACCAGAUUUUGGCUACAAAGCUUGUUAAAGCUUACUCUGAUUUGGGUAUUUUGGUUGAUGCCCGUCAUGUGUUCGAUCAAUUUCGUCAUCCAAUAACCAUUCUAUGCAAUGCCAUGAUUUAUGGGUAUUUAAGAAAAGAGAGAUACAAUGAGACCCUUAACUUGUUUAGUUUGAUGGGUUUUUGCAAUUUGGAGACUGAUAGCUACAUGUGUAAUUUGCACUCAAGGCGUGCAUGGGCUUAUCAGAUUAUAAAAGGGAUAUGGAAGUUAUUAAGAGAGCUGUGGAUAAAGGAAUUGAAAGUGAUUGGUUCUUGGGGAUUUCAAUGA